Messenger RNA from Nematolebias whitei (Rio pearlfish), 2034 nucleotides. RefSeq names its product WD repeat-containing protein 20. Gene Ontology annotation, molecular function: protein binding. The transcript has 5 exons. The coding region runs from base 1 to 2034 and encodes 677 amino acids. The record is from RefSeq and is a predicted model, not a curated record. Lineage: Eukaryota; Metazoa; Chordata; Actinopteri; Cyprinodontiformes; Rivulidae.
AUGGCCGGAGAUGGCGGCGCUCUGAAGGAUAUCAAUGAGAUUAAAUCCCAGUUCCGGACCAGAGAGGGCUUCUACAAACUGCUCACCCUCUCCGACUCGCAGCAGCGGGGCGGGCUGCCGCGGGGCCCGUCCGCCGGAGCCACGCUGGGGCCCGGGGCGGGCGCCGGACCGAUCCCCGGCGGAGGGGUCGGGCUGCUGCAGGGGCCCGGGGCCGCCGCCUCCUCCAACGCCGCGAGCGGCUCCUCUCCGGCGGGCUUCCUGCCGCCGGUCCGGGUCUCCAUGGUGAAGCUGCAGCCCGAAGACCCGAGCGAGGAGUCGGAGCGGGUGUGCUUCAACAUCGGCCGGGAGCUUUACUUCUACACGUACACCAACAUCAAGAAGGCCGUGGACCUCAGUAAACCCAUAGACAAGAGGAUCUAUAAGGGAACUCAGCCGACGUGUCACGACUUCAACCAGUACUCGGCCACGGCGGAGAGCGUGGCGCUCAUCGUGGGCUUCUCAGCCGGUCAGGUCCAGUACCUCGACCCCAUCAAGAAGGAAACCAGCAAGCUCUUCAACGAGGAGAGGUUGAUAGACAAAUCCAAGGUGACGUGUCUGAAAUGGCUUCCAAAGUCGGAGAACCUGUUCCUGGCCUCCCACGCCAGCGGCCAUCUUUACCUCUACAACGUGGACCACCCGUGCGGCACCGCGGCGCCGCAGUACUCCCUGCUGCGGCAGGGCGAGGGCUUCGCCGUCUACGCCUGCAAAAGCAAGACUCCACGCAACCCGCUGCUGCGGUGGGCUGUCGGGGAGGGAGGCCUCAACGAGUUCGCCUUCUCCCCGGACGGUGUGCACGUGGCGUGCGUGGGCCAAGAUGGCUGCCUCCGGGUGUUUCACUUUGACUCCAUGGAGCUGCAGGGGGUGAUGAAGAGCUACUUCGGCGGGCUGCUCUGCGUGUCCUGGAGCCCUGACGGCAAAUAUCUCGCAACGGGCGGCGAGGACGACCUCGUCACCGUCUGGUCGUUUUCCGAAAGCCGCGUGGUGGCGAGGGGUCACGGCCACAAGUCUUGGGUCAACGUGGUGGCGUUUGACCCCUUCACGACCUCCCUGGAAGACGAGGAGCCGAUGGAGCUCAGCGGCAGCGAGGAGGACCUCCACCAGGGGGCGCAGAAUAACUCCAUGCACUUUGGGCGGGUUCGAACGAGCAGCACGUUGUCGCGGCUGUCGCGGCACAGCUCGAAAGGCGGCGGCUCGCCUUCGGUCACGUACCGGUUCGGCUCGGUGGGGCAGGACACCCAGUUCUGUCUGUGGGACCUGACGGACGACGUAUUGUACCCCCGCCUGCCGCUGUCUCGGGCGUUCACUAACACCUUUGGGCCUUCGCUCCCCAACUCUGGCAGCGGGGGGGUCAACAGCAGCUCUGGUGGGGGAGGGAGCGGCGGGGUUGAGGGACACCAUCACCCACCGAGCACCAACACCGGCACCUCCAACCCCCCCACGCUCCCCUUACCGCUCCCACGCUCCCUCUCACGCUCCAACUCCCUGCCCCACCCCGCGGUGGCAAACGCCUCCAAAAGUCAGAGCGCCUCCGAGGGCGGCGGAGGGGGCGGAGGAGGCGGCGGGAGCAGCGGUGGGGGAAACAGUACGCCGUUCAGCAUCGGCCGCUUCGCCACGCUGUCCCUCCAGGAGCGCAAGUCGGACAAAUCGGGAGGAAGCGGGGGGGUGGAGAAGGAGCACAAGCGGUACCACAGCCUGGGCAACAUCAGCAAAAGCAACGACAAGAUCAACGUGGCGCCGAGGAGCAACCGGCUCGACGGCGCCAAGGUCCUGGGCACCACGCUGUGUCCGCGCAUGCACGAGGUGCCGCUGCUGGAGCCGCUGGUCUGCAAGAAGAUCGCCCACGAGAGGCUGACGGUGCUGGUGUUCAUGGACGACUGCAUCAUCACGGCCUGCCAGGAGGGGCUCAUCUGCACCUGGGCCCGGCCCGGGAAGGCGCACCCGUCUCAGAACCUGGCGGCACAGAACGGGAGCUCUCCGAGCGGCACGGUGGUAUAG